This is a messenger RNA of Mesocricetus auratus (golden hamster), 4561 nucleotides long. It is a transcript of the gene Rnasel, whose product is annotated as ribonuclease L. Gene Ontology annotation, biological process: mRNA processing; defense response to virus; protein phosphorylation. Gene Ontology annotation, molecular function: ATP binding; RNA binding; RNA nuclease activity. NCBI's taxonomy places the organism in Eukaryota, Metazoa, Chordata, Mammalia, Rodentia, Cricetidae. The record is from RefSeq and is a predicted model, not a curated record.
GAGCCUUUGUUUUCUUUCAGGGGGUGAAGAUUGCUCCGCCUGAGUGUGCACUGUGCACACACCUUCUGUUCUUCCGUUUCCUCACUUCUUUCUUGGCUCCACCCUGAUGGCUCAGUGACGUGCCACAAGGAAAUGUUUUCUCUAGGGGGGUGGUCUUAAAGGAUUGUUGCUGCCAAAAGAACGAUCGCUGAGGAGACUGUUUGGAAGGGAUAUGAAGAGGACAGAUGUGGAGAACUCAGCAGCGAGUGUGGGGUGACCAGCCUCACCAGGGAUAAAGAAACUCAGAUGGACAAACUCAAAGAGAUGCACUCUUCUUCUUAAAGAGCUUGCUUGUGCCCUCCCCACCCCCAGAAGCCGCCAAGGCUAGAGGGGGCAUCAGAAGACAGAACACACAAACCCAGUUUAUACCCAAGACUCUCCUUUCAUCCCAAAGAAACAAGAGUUCGUUCCUCACGGAAAAGGCUAAGAGUUCUAGGCAUUGGAAUCGACUAUCAUGGAGAACAACCAUCAUGACACACCCCAGGAUGGAUCCACAACCUCAAGUAGUCAGAGAACCACUGGGGAAGAUGGUGGUUCGUUGAUUGAUGCUGUGAAAGAGGGGAAUGUUGACAGGAUUGAGCAGUUGCUGCAAAGAGGGGCUGAUGUCAAUGCCUGUGAAGAUAUGGGGGGCUGGGCACCUUUGCACAAUGCAGUGCAGCUUGGCAAGGUAGACAUUGUUGAUCUCCUGCUCCAUCAUGGAGCUGACCCUCAUCAGAGGAAGAAGAACGGGGCCACUCCCUUCAUCAUCGCUGGGAUCAAUGGAGAUGUAAGCCUGCUCCAGACAUUCCUCUCCAAAGGAGCAGAUAUCAAUGAGUGUGACUGGAAUGGCUUCACAGCGUUCAUGGAAGCUGCUGAGCAUGGCAAGGUUGAGGCCUUAAGAUUCCUUUUUGAUAAUGGAGCCAAUGUGAAUCUGAGGCGAGAGACAACAGAGGACAAAAAGCGAAUGAAGAAAGGAGGGGCCACGGCUCUUAUGAGUGCUGCUGAGAAAGGCCACACAGAAGUCUUGAGUAUUCUCCUCAAUGACAUGGGGGCGGAAGUCAAUGCCCGGGACAAUAAGGGCAGAAAUGCCUUGAUCUGUACUCUGCGGAACCCAGAGGGUAAAAACGUGGAGGAGAUCAUUCAUCUUCUGCUCCAACAUGGGGCUGAUGCUAGCGUGAGAGGAGAGGGAGGGAAGACACCUUUGAUCUUGGCAGUGGAAAAGCAAAAACACACAGGUUUGGUGCAGAUGAUACUGAGUCAGGGGGGAAUAAACAUCGACGACAGAGAUAGCCAGGGCAAGACAGCCCUGCAAUUUGCUGUUGAGCACAACCUGAAUGAAAUAGUUCAGUUACUGUGUGAUAAGGGAGCCAGUACCGAGUAUGGGGAUCUUGUUGAGAUAGCCAGGCGAAAUUAUAACUCUUCCCUCGUAGAGUUUCUUCUAAGUCAUGGAGCUAAGGAUCGAACUGGUCCUCCUGAUGAAAACUGUUUGCUUCACAGUUCACGUUGGGGGAAACCCUUGAAGAAACUCCACAGUAUGCCUCGACCCAUGAUUGGCAAACUCAAGAUCUUUCUGGAAGAUGAAUUUAAAAUUGCUAGCACUUCUGAAGGGGCCGUCUACUUGGGGUUCUACGACAAUCGAGAGGCGGCUGUGAAGGUCUUCCCUGAGGACAGCACACGUGCACGAAACGAAGUCUCCUGUCUGCAGAGCUGCCUUGGCCACAGUAACUUCGUAACUUUCUAUGGAAGCGAGAUCAGCAAGGAUUGUUUUUAUGUGUGUGAGUCCCUGUGUGAGUGGACAUUGGAAGAGUUCCUGGGUGAGCACAGAGAGGAACCCAUGGAGAACAGUGAAGAUAUGUUUGCCCGCAAUGUGCUAUUGUCUGUUUUUAAGGCUGUUCAAAGACUACACUUGCAAGGAUAUGCCCACCAGGAUCUGCAGCCACAAAACAUCCUAAUAGAUUCCAAGGAAGCUGUUUACCUGGCAGAUUUUGAUCAGAGCAUCCAAGGCAUGGGAGAUCCACUGUACAUCAAGAGAGACUUGGAGGCCCUUGGACGGCUGGUCCUCUACGUGGUAAAGAAAGGCGAGAUCCCCUUUGAGACACUGAAAGCUCAAAAUAAUAAAGAGGUGGCUGAAAAAUCUCCAGAUGAGGACACCAAGGACCUCAUUCAGUGCCUGUUUUCUCCCGGAAAGAAUGUAGAGAGCUGUGUGAAGGACCUACUUGGCCAUCCUUUCUUUUGGACUUGGGAACAACGCUUCAGAGUGCUUCGGGAUGUGGGUAACGAAUCUGACAUUAAAAAACCAAAAAAAGAAAGCAAGCUUCUCAAACGACUGCAGUCUGGGACGCCUGAGUCUUCCAGAAGUUUCAAUCAGUGGAAAUCUAAGAUCGACAAAUCUGUUAUGAAAGAAAUGGAUGAUUUUUAUAAACACCUCAGAAAUCCUUAUCGGAACACUGUGGGUGACCUACUAAAGUUCAUUCGGAACAUAGGAGAGCACAUCAAUGAGGACAAAAACAAGCAUAUGAAGGAGAGAAUUGGAGACCCUUCCCAUUAUUUUCAGAAGAAAUUUCCAGAUCUUGCAAUCUAUGUCUAUAAGAAACUAAAGAACACAGAGUACAGCAAACAUUUUUCUCAGACUCAACCAAGCCUCUGUGUCCCCCAGGCAGUGGGACCACAGAGCUGAGUCUUGCAAAUUCAAGGAAUAGAUUUUUAAUCUGUGUAGUUCUUGGCAAAUUGCAUAUCUCUGAUCUCUUAAGUAAUAUGGUUGCUUGUGAGGGCUGAGUUAGAGAACCAGUGUGUCAGCUUCUGAUACACUGUUCUACACAAUUACAAAAACAGUUUACUACACAACUACACUACUCCAUUCUGUGGAUAGAAUUGGGAGAGCCUUCUGUUAAGAUUUCAUUUUCUUAAGAAAAAGUGUGUGUGUGAGAGAGGAGAGGGAGAGGGAGGGAAAGAGGGAGAGAGUGGGGGCAGGCACACAGGCCGCAUGUGGAAGUGAAGUUAGUUCUCUUCUACCAUUAUACGGGUUUCAAGGAUCAAAUUCAUGUUGUGAGACUUUCACGGCAAGCACCACUGGCCAUUUGAGUCAUGUCACCAGCAUGAUUCCUAUCACAUUGAUUGCACCAAAGGAAUGAGUGUCAAGACCUCUGUGACUGUAUGUUUUGUUUAUCUCAUUCUUUCAGUGAUCUUGCAAAAGAGAAUUUAUUGUCUGCAUUUAAGAACAGAGGCUUGGAGAAUCUGAGUGACAACCUGUGCAGAACAGUGUCUAAAAAGAUGCAGUGUUAUUGUUGCAUCUCACAUGGGGGCUUUGAAAGCAAUCACAUCUCUUCUGGGUGAGACUCGGAAGGAACAUGCCAUCAUAUGCCAAAGGGCUCCAGGAGGCUGCGUCAGUCGUUCAGUAUUUGGUCCCUAGCUAAAAGAAUUCCAUCCUUCCUGGAAGCACCUCUACUGGGUUCUCAUGAUCCCAAGGUCAUAGUUCUCACUUGGAGUCAUUUGUUAGUGUCAUAGCUAGGGGGAAUGGCACUACUGUGAUUGAGUACAGGGAUGCCAUCAAGCAUUCUGUGAUGCAUGAAGUAGCUCCCUACAACACCACACUCUGCAGAGUAAGUAUCAGUGGUGCUGAGGUUGAGAAAGACUGUCUGAAGGGAUUGGGGCGCGUUUGAGCUGGCCAGGGUUUAGGGAUGUGAAGUGCAUGGAACACCUCCCAGAAGAAUGGCUUAGGUGUAUCUUCUUGAUGCUGGAUCUGAAAUGAAGUGGGUCCUGGUGUCCACUCAGGAAUCCUCCUCCUCCCUACUUCCAUGCUCAAUGGUGCACACGGUCUACUUGUGGCGCUCUACCUAACUCCCUGACACAUUGUCACCUCAGGGCAUGCUUCAUCCCACUUUGUACUUUUGCCCCUCACCCCAGCAUCAAAGGUCCUUAAGGCCUUUGUAUCUUUACUGCAUGGUAAUUAUGUUUGCUCCAUGGUAAUGCUUGAUAAAUGUUCACUGCGUAACGAAAGAACCAUCCUUGCACAUCAAUGAUGAUGAUAAUGACGCUGCUGCUGCUGCUGAUAAAUUGUAUGGACUUUUGAAUUUAUACAUUACACCUACAUGUUUUUAAAUCUAAUUUUGUCUUGAAAACAGUACUGUAAGGUAAACACUGGGAUCUUUAUUUUGAUAAUGAAACCAAGGCUAGAAAUAUUUUUAUGUACUCUGGGCAUAUAGUAUGAGAUGUCACUGUCUUGAUUUGGACAGAUUUUCUGGUGUGACAUCUAGUGUUCUUUCCACCUACCAUUGUGGUUGCUGACAUGGAGCUUUGGAAUGGGAAUUAAAGGGAAGGCAUCUUAGCGUCUUUCCUAAAAGGAGGCAUCUGGAAAUGACUGAUGGCUGUCACUGCAAGAAGUUACGGUCCGCUGGAAGAGACAAACUUACAGCUUAAAAGAAGAUUUUUGAGCAGAGUGAUUGCUUUAGGGUUUAAAACUUGAGCUUUCUUGUCUGACUUGGAUUUGUCAAUCAAAAUGUUCAUGUGUGAAGCAUGUCCAAUAAAAAUUGAAUCAUUUUAUUAA